Cladophialophora immunda is the source of this 2770-nucleotide messenger RNA. RefSeq lists its product as uncharacterized. Gene Ontology annotation, cellular component: cell cortex of cell tip. The coding region runs from base 172 to 2481 and encodes 769 amino acids. Lineage: Eukaryota; Fungi; Ascomycota; Eurotiomycetes; Chaetothyriales; Herpotrichiellaceae. The record is from RefSeq and is a predicted model, not a curated record. The transcript is spliced from 2 exons. Gene Ontology annotation, molecular function: protein binding.
CGAUCAUCUGAGCCGUUCAUGUAUGGUAGUAGUGGGAGGCUCUGACUGGCACCUUCACCUUCCUUGGAGCCGAUGGAAGGCCGUAUCUAUAGCCUGAGGGACGACCUGAGCCUCGUGGUUCGAUUUUGAACUCUACCCCCUCGAGGUCAGUUUCAAAUCGAUACAGCAAUCAUGUUGUCCCUACUACAAUGCAGCGCGUGGGUACUUACCCUCUUUGGCUUCGCUUUCUGUGACCACAACUCUGCCAACAUAGGUCUCUGGGACAGACCAAGAGCUGCUCUGAUCAGAGACAAUGUAUAUCUCGAAGGUGGUUAUAUGCAAACUGGAAUCUAUGUCAAUGGCACGUGGAAUUCGUUGGAAUCCUCCACCUCGUCCGAGGGCUUUUUGUACAAACUCAGCAUGCAUGACGCGUUUGAUACCACCAAGGCCAACCCCGCCGUAUUCCAAUCGAUCAAUGAGGGACCCAUCAGCAAUUACUACCUUGAUGGAUAUAUGUUCGCCGACUAUGAUGAGUUUUACGCUUACGGGGGCAUGUACUACACUUCUGGAGACACUAUCACAGACCGCACAGUGAACGACCCUCUGUACGAUAUUCCCCCGGAUUCGAACAUCGUGGCAGGCGUGCCCAAUGUUGCAUACUCCCCCCAGAGUGGGAGUUUCAUUAAAGACAUAACAAACGGCGCUGGCGCUAAUGCUCCGAGUGAGAACCUCAGCUUCUACUUCAGCGGCAAAUACAAUGCAGAUGGCACGGCCUUCUCCUAUUUCGACCCACCAAAGGACUAUUCCCCAUGGCUCAUCAAGGUUGACACCAGCCUUCAAGGCCACGCGGACUGGUCGCGAGAGGACCUGACACUCAGCGACAUCACUCUGCGAUCCGAAGGGGCUCUUGUCUGGAUUCCUGCCUCAACACAAGGACUCCUAAUUGCGAUUGGGGGUGUCGUCUAUCCUGCAGAUUUGAACGGGUAUCUCAAGACUGACAACGCAACCGACAUCACGGUGGCGAAGAGCUUUUUGACCGAAUUUCCGGUGUACGAUAUCGGCUCUAGCACAUGGAGUACCCAGAAGCUUAGUCCAGGAUCUGCAAUACCAGAUGGUCCGCUGGCACAAUUCUGCACUGUUGUCGCAUCCAGCGCCGACUAUUCUCACCAUGAAAUCUUUGUCUACGGAGGUUGGGACAGCAACGGAGGCCUCUCGAAUGGUGAUGUGUGGAUUUUGAGCGUGCCUUCCUUCACAUGGAUCAGGGCAAACGUUGAUGGGACCAGAAGACAGGGCCAUGUCUGCGUGUCUCCAUACCCCGACCAAAUGAUUGUUAUUGGCGGUACGGGAGAUUAUGGAGCCGGAUUGGACAGCAACAACAGCGUCGACGUCUUCAAUCUGAACGACCUCAGCUGGACAGGUAAAUACGAUCCCGCUGUUCAUGAUGACUACAAGCCCGCUCCGACCGUAGUCAGCGUCAUUUCCGCGACCCCGACCGCGAGCGGCAUGUCUUCGCAGGUCUCCAAUUGGUUCGCUCAGGCGUACAACAAGGACCUGAUCAGAACCUGGGCCCCUUACAAUGCAACCACCACCACGACGUCAACGAACACUGCCACGAACACUCCGACCCCAUCACCGCAUCACGACAGGGGCUGGGUCGUCCCAGUUGCUGUCACCAUCCCCGUUGUGGUUGGUGUUGCCUUUUUUGCCGGCCUCAUAUUCUUCUGCUGCCGGAGGGCAAGAAAAGACCGCCAACAAAAGCAAGAGGUAUCCGAAGCGAACAACAGGAAGAGUGGUAUCAUGUCGUGGUUGCGGUCGACAUCUUCAGGAGCGCCUGGCAAAGACGUUGGAACCGAGUCAUCCGUCACUGAGGUGGACCAUCCUCACUCUCCACCAUCGAUGGCACAAAUUGCGCCUCACGAGCUUGAAGGGGGCUACUUUGUCAGGAGUGAUCCAGGAAGUAACCAGGAGCGCUGGUCAUCAUCUACACCUGUGCGAUCACCUAGAGCUGAAUACGAUGGCCCGGUCGAGGGUCCAGACACCGAAGUUCACGAGGUUCAUGGCUCUUCUCGAAUCACCCGCCCUGACGACAUCAACUAUGAUAUUCGUAACAUGACCAUGUACCCGCCUAGUUUCGUCAGCGGUGGCCAAGGUAGGGCAAUGGGCAGCUCUUCAGUCUCACAAUCAGGAGAUUCCAACGCGCCUGCAUCACCAAACACCACGUCAGUAGGCAUCGCAAGCUCUGGUUUUGCACCCAUUCCCGAGGGCGAAAUGGCACUGGGGAAUGAGCACACCACGGGCUUUGACAGAGCGAUUUCACCAAUUGAUCUCCGGCGGGACUCGAGACCUGCGCAUGAGCGCAAGGCCUCUGAUGUCAGCAGCGCUUCAUCGCUGCCAUCACCAGACGGUGAGGAUCAAUCCGCUCUCCCAAACAGGCCGAGAGCUUCACGAAGCGUUUCCGGAGAGGAUAUCGAUAUAGGGGAGCAGGGGAAUCGCACGAUAUAAUACGGUGCCUGAGUGGCCAGAGGACUUGAAAACCGCUCCCAUUCUCUGCGAUGGAUUGUCUAGAGAUAUCACAGGGCUUUCAUUGACAUUUUCCUUACGUGUUUAUGACUGGACGACACGGGUAUGAGCGCGACGGAGGCAAUGAGUUGAUAGCAAAAUAAUCUUUAUAUGUUUUAUUCUGUGGACUCAAAGUUCCGACCUAGGAAGCUCAUAGAGCGGUCGGGUCUGCACUGCUGCUAGCAGAAAUAAUAUCCGUCAACAAAAUCUCUGUCGAACAGGUUUCGUCGGC